This is a messenger RNA of Penicillium samsonianum, 3156 nucleotides long. RefSeq names its product ankyrin repeat domain-containing protein. Gene Ontology annotation, biological process: protein localization to ciliary inversin compartment. The transcript is spliced from 2 exons. The record is from RefSeq and is a predicted model, not a curated record. Bases 1 to 3156 code for a protein of 1051 amino acids. Gene Ontology annotation, molecular function: protein binding. NCBI's taxonomy places the organism in Eukaryota, Fungi, Ascomycota, Eurotiomycetes, Eurotiales, Aspergillaceae. Gene Ontology annotation, cellular component: ciliary inversin compartment.
AUGACUAUGGGGCACAGCACAAAUCUCGAGCCCGAGAGUGUCUUAUCCCGGGCGGCUUUCCGCGGAGAUCUAGAACAGUUGAGCAUGCUCCUCGACAAUGGCGAAAAUUAUCGAUCUUGGGACAAAUCUGGGUGGACCUCACUGCACUGGGCUGUUGUUGGUGGACAUCUACAUAUCAUUCAAAAGCUUUUAGAGUACCAUUCGGAUUCUGAGCAGCCUGACCCCGAGUUGUACAGAAUGCCCUCGGAGGAGGUCAAAUCAUACAUUGAUGGGCCCCCUCCUAUUAUCCUGGCCGCUGAGGGGCGAAAUAUCGCGACAUCCAGUGAUGUGGAGAUCUUCUGGGAGCUCGCGCUUCGCCUAGAGAUCCCGGACAGAAGGCUGCGCGUUGCCAAGUUCAACGUACUGUGGGAUCAAGGGAAAUUUGAUAUCGGUCGGUCAAGAUUCUCGGCCAACCUGUGGAGGGUUAUGGGAAAGGAGCAGCAUCAUCACGGACUUGAGUCUGGAAUUCUCACACCGUAUGGACGUGGCAGCAAUGAUCUCAACAGCCACAGAACGAAUGAAUCGGAUUGGAAGUCUACGUUACUGAUGUAUGCUAUCCGUGAUAACCAGUGGUCAGUGAUGCAGAUGCUCAUCAAGGCGGGCGCAGACGUCAACCUUGACUAUGCACUUCAUGUAGCCGCCUUCCGUAGUGAUCCACGUUAUGUGGAAUGUCUCAUGCAACAUGAUGCUAAUGUCAAUUACGCAACGCUGGCCGGGCGCACAGCUCUACAUGAAGCUGUCAUGAAUGGGUUCUUGGAUACAAUCACCGCCCUCGUCAAUGGUGGGGCGGAUGUGAACCUGCAACAGGCCAAGGAAUACGGGGAAUCAUCACAGCACUUGGAUUGUCGUCUCCUCACUGAAGGCUUUGACUUCCGGUUGACCAGAAAAGGUGCAUCCCCACUUAUGCAAGCCUGUGGGUUUUUACUCGGUCGCAGCGCCAAAUUUCGCCAGGUAUAUCCAGAAGAUACAUCGCAGCUACCAGAAGACAAGACCUUAGCUAUUGUGCGAUUCCUACUGUCCAAAGGUGCAGAUCCGAUGUUGACUGAUUCCCUUGGAAUGACAGUACUUCACUACGCGGUCUUGCAACCUCAUGUCUCGCUCAUCAAGCUUCUGGUCCAGUCAGGGGCCUCGGUGGAUGCCUUGGACCACGGAGGUCAAACGCCACUACAUUACUUCGCCCGAUGUGACGAUAAUGUCAAUAUACAAGACCUCGAACAGGUAGCCUGCUUACUUUGUCGGAAAGAUGCUACGGACCUUUCGCCAAGCCUUCUCAACCUGUCAGUGUCAAGACCACCCCAUUCAAGCGAAGACCAAGACAGCGGUAUUCGUUCGCGGACUAUUAUGAGAAUUAUUCGGAAGAAUAGUCGUGGUUCGUGGACAUUAGAAGACGAUGAUUCACGCACCCCACUUGCCAUCGCUCUACUUGGUAAUCGAUGGAAAGUGGUUGGCGUCUUCAUGCGUCUUGGAGCUACCUUUCCUACCAACAUUGACUUGCAAGUCGUAUUUGACAACGCCCUCAAAGAUCUCGAACCCAACGUUCUGGAUCUUCUACUGCAAAAUGGGGUGGAGCCACCGCCAUUCGCGGUCGUGACGCUGAUCCGAGCGUAUACAGAGCACACAACAAAGAGAAAUCCUGCCAACGACCUAUACGCAAGGUUCAAAUCCAUAUUGACUACCAUAAUACAUGCGGGAGUGGACGUGAAUUUCUGCGAGACAAAUGAAAUCCCAAACAGGGAACAUGGGGUUUCAGAGAGCGGCGAGGAGGAUUCAGCGAGCGACGAGGAGGAUAUAGAGAGGAUUGCUGAGAAGACAAAGACUAAGUGUGUCAAGGAUGGUCCAAAAAUCACAACUCCUUUAAAUCUUGUUGCUAGCAUCGGCGGGUUACGCAACAUACUUGAAGAACUUCUGUCAUUCGGCGCAGACGUGUACGCUGUCUCUUCAGACGCAUUCGACCCUAUUUUGACUGCUGCAUUGUACGGAGAGUCGCAGGACCUGCAAUGUCUCUUAGAUAAAGCUUUGUCUGAUCCAUGCCAGUCCCACUGGUCAUCGUUCCUGGCAGACAUACCAGAGGAGAACGGUGCGAUUGUUCGUGUCUGCUACGGUCUGAAGAAAGCGGACGUCCUCAACAGAACCAACUAUCAAGGCCGUACGCUUCUACAUCUCGCUGCAGAGCAGGGCAAUAAUGAGCUGCUUACAACAUUGAUAUCAAACGGGGCUAGAAUCGACAUUCUUGACAAUCAGGGAACCUCUGCCAUUCACUGCGCUGCUAUUGCCGGUCAUGCAAAUGCAUUUGAAGCUCUUUACAAAUCGGCAAAUGAGGCGGAGUCUUACAAAUCUCAACGGGGCGAGGAGUUUGGAAAGCUGAGGAACAAGAGUGACCUCACCCUUUUGAAUUCUCAUCAAGGCUUGCAUGUAAUUUCGAGCGUGCUGCGAAUUGCUCCAAACUACAUCUUCGAUCGAUACUUAGGCCUCAAUAACUCACGCAGCCCUGGCACUUCAAUGGUUUAUGAAGCAGCAAAAUUAGGAAAUAGUGAGAUGCUAUCAUUCCUGCUGACUCAAAAAGCCGACAUCGAGGCUGCUGAUAACUUUGGCUGGCGACCACUGCAUAUUGCAUGCUAUUGGGGCCGCAUAAAAACCGUCCAAGAUCUCAUCGCCCAUGGUGCAAAUGUACAUUGUGUCACCCAGGAGUGGAAUGACAAUUUUGACAAGCCUUCGGGUCUAUACUUGACUGACUCCUGGACCGGCACGCCUCUUCACCUCGCCAGUAUGGGCGGUCAUGUAGAUAUUGUCCAAAUAUUACUCGACCUUGGCGUUGAUGUCCAUGCAAGCACAAAGACAGGCAAGAAGAUAUUCUUUUGUACCCCGGGCCAUGGUCCGACCGCACUUCACCUCGCGCUCGAUACGGAUAAAUACUACGCUCGUCAAGGAGAUGUGCUCAGUGAGGAGAGGCUGAGAAUUGCGCAGUUGCUGGUCAAUGCAGGUGCCAUGGUACAGGGCGUGGUUAGUAAAAUGACGGCGGAGGAGAGACUUCGGUUCCAUAAUUUUCCUAUUCUUUGGGAGGCUCUUGUCGCAGAGGACACAACCCCCGAUGAAGGGGAUGUCCAGGUCAAGGUGUGA